Messenger RNA from Kwoniella botswanensis, 1668 nucleotides. Its product is annotated as methylmalonate-semialdehyde dehydrogenase (acylating). The transcript has 13 exons. Gene Ontology annotation, molecular function: malonate-semialdehyde dehydrogenase (acetylating, [NAD(P)+]) activity; methylmalonate-semialdehyde dehydrogenase (acylating, NAD+) activity. Bases 1 to 1668 code for a protein of 555 amino acids. Gene Ontology annotation, cellular component: mitochondrion. The record is from RefSeq and is a predicted model, not a curated record. NCBI's taxonomy places the organism in Eukaryota, Fungi, Basidiomycota, Tremellomycetes, Tremellales, Cryptococcaceae. Gene Ontology annotation, biological process: thymine catabolic process; L-valine catabolic process.
AUGAUCCGAACAGUCCGUCAAACCACCAUACCCAUCCACACUCUCCGCCUCACCCGCUCAUACGCUUCGCCAGCUCUCGCCUCUUCCCCCUCUUCCUCCUCAAAAAGCGGUCUAUCACCACUCGCCGCAGCUGCUGCUAAAGAAGUAUCAGACAGAUGGAGAGGUACUUCCGCCGUUGGGGGAAAUACCAAGAAUUACAUCGGAGGGGAAUUUAAAGAGAGUAAAGCUGAGAAAUGGUUGGAUGUGAAUGAUCCCUCCACCCAAACCCUCCUUACCAAAGUCCCCGAAACCACCUCAUCAGAGUUCACAGAGGCUGUCGACGCCGCUUCUCAAGCUUUCAAAACUUGGGGUAAAACCAGUGUGAUGAGGAGACAGAGGGUCAUGUUUGAACUACAACACCUUAUCAGACAACACUCAUCGGACAUUGCCAAAUCCAUCGUUCUCGAACAAGGCAAAACUUUCGCCGACGCCUUGGGUGAUGUAGGAAGGGGUCUUCAGGUAGUUGAAUCAGCUACUGCUAUCACCAAUACAUUGUUAGGUGAUAAGUUGGAAGUUUCAGCGGAUAUGGAUACGUUCUCUAGGAGAUUACCUCUCGGUGUCACUGCUGCGAUCACACCUUUCAACUUUCCCGCUAUGAUUGUUCUUUGGAGUGCGGCCUUGGCUACUGUCACUGGUAACACUCUUAUUGUCAAGCCUUCCGAAAGAGAUCCGGGAGCUACCAUGAUCAUUGCCGAACUUUGUGAGAGAGCUGGUAUACCACCUGGAGUGAUCAAUGUCGUUCACGGCUCUGCACCUACCGUCAAUAGAAUCUGCGACGAUCCAGCUAUCAAAGCUAUCUCGUUUGUUGGAGGUGAUAAAGCCGGUGAACAUAUUUACAAUAGAGCUACGCCAUUAGGAAAGAGGGUCCAAGCUAAUUUGGGUGCCAAAAAUCACUGUGUGAUCAUGCCUGAUGCCAACAAGAAUCUCUCGCUUAAUGCUGUAGCUGGAGCCGCUUUCGGUGCUGCCGGUCAGAGAUGUAUGGCACUUUCAGUUGCCAUUUUUGUUGGUACCGCCAGACAAUGGAUUCCUGAGUUGCUGGAGAGGGCAAAGGCUUUGAAAGUCUCGGGUGGUUUCGAAGAAAACACUGAUCUCGGCCCUGUCAUUUCCCCACAAGCAAAAGCCAAGAUCGAACAUUACAUCGCAUCUGUCGAGAAGGAAGGUGGAAAGAUCUUACUUGAUGGAAGAGGGUUGACUGUUCCUGAGUAUCCUAAUGGAAACUUUGUUGGCCCGACUGUCGUAGAAGCUACUGUCGAUAUGACUGCUUACAAAAAUGAGAUCUUCGGUCCGGUAUUGACUAUUGUCGAAGCUGAUACGCUUGAUGAUGCUAUUGAGAUCAUCAACCAGAACAAGUAUGGAAAUGGUGCUUCCAUCUUCACCAAUUCUGGAUCAACGGCUAGAAAGUUCGAACUUGAAGCUGAACCUGGACAGAUCGGAGUGAACGUUGCUGUUCCUGUCCCCCUCCCAAUGUUCAACUGGUCAGGUAACAAGGGUUCAUUCAAAGGUGAUAUUCCCUUCUACGGUAAAUCCGGUAUCGACUUCUACACUUAUCGAAAGACUACUACUUCACUUUGGCCAGCUGCGGAUGCUGUUGGCAACAGGGCAAGUGUACACAUGCCUCAAAUCCAUUAA